AUGACUGAAAAGCAAGAUGUUCUUCUUGCUGUUUUAAAAGAACGAAUUGCUCAGCUUGAGACAGAGCUUGAAAAUUCCAAUGAGCGUCUUUUGGCAACCUUAGAAGAAAAAGACGAACUUGUAAAGGAAAUGGAAGACUUACGUUCAGAAGCACAUGAAGUUGUUGGUCAGUGGGAAAAAGAGGCAGCAGACCUCCGUAAUAGACUGGAGUCCCAGAAUUUGAAUAUUUCAAACUACGUUGCGUUGAUAAAAGAAAAAGAUGAUGCCAAAAAGGAACUGGAAAUCAAGGCUCAAGCAUUGGAAGAGCUAUCUUCGACAUACUCUCUAUCCAUUGUCACACUUCAACAGCAGCUCAGCGAAGCCAAGCAAUCACAAAACUUCCUUCACGAUGAAUUAACCAAAACACGAGGUGAAUGGGCUGAAGCGUCUCAACGUCUUAAGGAGUAUGAAAAAGUAACUGCGGAUUUGGAGAGCGAGGUGAAGGAAUUGCAUAACUCCAGGAAGGCUUCGUCUCAAGAUCUCCAAGGACUGCAUACGUUAUUAUCUGAUACGAUCAAGGAGAAUGCCUCACUCAAAGCUGAUAACAAUCAAAUGAGUCUACAAAUCCAAAAGCUUAUGAAUGAUAUUGAGGAAUUAAAAAAAGAGAAUGAGCGAGUUCACCAGGAAUUCGAUAUGUCAAAGCAACGCUACACUGAGCUACAAACUGAGCUUAGAAGUGCCAAAUUUUUAUUGGAGAAGCAGGAAAAUCACCUCUCAAAUCUUGGCUCCGAAAAUGCCGCACUUGAAUUAUUAAAUGAGGACCUAGUGAAGAAAAUGAAUGAUGCACUCAAAAGAGCUGAAUCCUCCGAAGCUGUUUCGCAACAACAGCUUGAAAUAAUAUCUGGGUACGAAAAAGAUAUAGACGAGUUCAAAGAUUCUUGUAUUGCUCGCUGUAACAUUAUUGAGGAACUACGGCACAAAACGGCAAGAUUGGAGGAAGAACUAGCUUGUACAAUAGGAUCUAGAAAAGAUCUCGAGACUCAACUUGCAACUUCAAGGAAAUCUUAUUCGGCACUACUUACGGAGUCAAAUGAAGCUAAACUCCAAUUUGAAGGUAAAAUCAGUGAACUAAAGAAAGAAAUAGAUCAUGUCAAAAAGGAAUCGUCUGAAAGAAUUAUCCUAGUGGAAGGCAAAUUUAACUCUGCUCUUCAUUCCAUAGAAGAGCUAAUUGCCUCCCUUCACACUGCUCAAGCGCGUGAGUUUUUGAUUUUAGAACAAGAGCAGCGCUGCAGAGUUGAACUUCAUACCCAAGUUCAGUUACAGCAGUUGAAGGAUGAGUUUUUAAAGGUUCACCUAUCCGAGAUUUGUGAUCUGAAGAAGCAAAACGAUAAAACAAGGGUUGAUCUAUCGCGUAUGUAUGCAGAGAAGGAGCAAUCACUAAAUACCACGAAUUCAUUGAAAGAGCAAUUGUCAGCAGCAGAUAAUGCGUUGUACGAGCAACACAAGAUUUGUGCGAGUCUUGAACAAGAAUUGAGUAAUUCAAACGCCAUGGUGAAGGCUUCACAGAUGAAGAAUAGUGCACUUGAGGAGGAUAAUCUAUGGCUCAAGAAUCAAGUUGAGGCUAUGCGCCGAGAGUUGGGGAGCUUGGACGAACUGCUCAAUACAAGCCUGAACGAAAUGCGGGAGCAAAAUGAGAGGCUUCAAAUGGAAAAUCGAAUUAUACAGGACUCUCUUAAAAGAGUAAAAGAAGAGCGUGCGCGUGCUGAAGAGAGAACUGGGAAUCUAAGCAAAGAGUUGAAUGCCCUCAGAGAGGAACUUGCUGCACAAACAAGGACUUUGAAUAUAACGGAAGUGUCAUUGAAAUCUUCAAAUUAUCAAAUUGAAAGUCUGAAUAGCACACUAGCUGAAAUGAAAUCGCGUUUGGAAUCCCAAAAGGGGGCGGAGAAUGACUUACUGAACACAAACAGGGCGUUGUUAUCUAAAGUCAAUUCCUUAAAGGAACAAUUGACUGCUGCAGAGGCGAGCCAAAACUCAAUUAUAGAUGAAAAGCAAAGUGAAAUUGUUAGGCUAAAGACCAAAAUUAAUGAGCUUGUUCUACGGUGCCAGAAUUACGAAUCCAAUCUUGCAGAGGAGCGGAAAAGGCAUCUUGAAACGAGUGCAUCCUUUAAUAAUCUGAAGGAGAAUGUUGGACGAAUGAGGAAUAGAUUUGACGAAUUAAAAGAAAGAUGUGGGAGCGAUGCAGAUUCUAUUAAGCAACUUUUAGCAGAAAGGGACGAUUUACUUAAGGAAAAGGACACUAUUGUUGAGAAAUAUAACAAUUUACACGAAGCUUUUGUGAAACUCCGAAAGGAAUCAGCCAUCAAAAUGUCUGAAGAGCUGGAGAGACUGAUUGGGCUUGCAGCAACACAGGAGAAGGAACUCCAAUUGCUACGAAGUCAAAACAUUAUUCUAAAGAAAAGCAUUUCUAUGUUUGUGAAGUCGUCUCCUAAAUCGGAAACUAUACUUAUAGAAAAAUUAAAUUUGUCUGAGGGUCCUUUACGGCAUCCCAAGAAAUUAUCCGUUCCAAAGGAUACAAAGUAA
Molecule: messenger RNA, 2559 nt
Organism: Phytomonas sp. EM1
Lineage: Eukaryota; Euglenozoa; Kinetoplastea; Trypanosomatida; Trypanosomatidae
Source: the annotation of a GenBank genome assembly